Penicillium waksmanii is the source of this 1893-nucleotide messenger RNA. RefSeq names its product F-box domain protein (gene fbx15). The coding region runs from base 1 to 1893 and encodes 630 amino acids. The record is from RefSeq and is a predicted model, not a curated record. The transcript is spliced from 2 exons. Lineage: Eukaryota; Fungi; Ascomycota; Eurotiomycetes; Eurotiales; Aspergillaceae.
AUGCCGCCACCGCGGCUGGAUAACCUCCCUUUCGAUGUAUUCUACCAAAUCGCAACCUCGCUGGACGACCGUGAUUGUAUUCAUCUCAGCCGUACCAAUCGUAUCAUCCAUGAUUCCAUGCAAAGCGAGCUCAUCGCGAGGAAAACCGUCGAGAAUGUCCUACGACAUAGCAAGGAAGGCUCCAUAGCCUUGCAGGCCCAGGCUGGUUAUCGUAAGGCUGUCUCCCAUCGCUUUGACAUCAACGAGGCGGUCGCCACGGCCACCCCUUACUCCGUUUCUGUCUUGGCCUAUGGCUCCGAUUUUCUUUAUCAACAGGGCGUGCUUUGUUAUCGGGUCGGGCAGGAAAUUCGCCUCCUGGACGUCCAUCGUGUCGCCCAGCGUGAACGUGUCCUUAAUCUCCACGAUGUCCUUCGUCGCUUGGAAUCCAGCCCGAUGGACAGAGAUGCCGCCGAGCGGGUCAAACUUAUCCACUAUCAUGACGGUAUCGUCGUCUUACGUGUGAUUAAUGAUGAUGCUUUAGGAGAUGGCUUACUAGCCAUUGACAUGGAAAGCCGUCCCGGUCUUUCCAGGCGGAGACGCUUACUUCUCCAGGCGGUUGUGCCGUCCAAUGUGCCCAUCUUCGUGCGAAAUAGUCGCUCGUAUAUGUGGUAUGGCUGUUUUACCGCCUCUGCCGCUAACUCUGAUGGCGUCUGGUCGGUCUGUGGUGUGGAUUUUGCUACACAGGAGACAAUUGAAUUCCCAUUGGACCGUGUAGUCGAUGGCGAUCUAGGCCAGACGUUGUGCUUCGAGAUGUACAAGGAGCACCUAUACGCCGUCUCGACACAAGUCGCGUCAAAUGAUGAUGAGCGCUUCUCUUCUUUCUACCAUUGGUUCUGUCACGCUCCCCGACAAAAGGGUCAGAAGUGGAAUGAUCGUGUAUGGCGCCGUGAACACCGUGAGGGUCCUAUCAACGAGAUGUGGACAGACUUGUCUAUCCGCACCCAUGAGGAGACCGGCAAUCCAGUCAUUAUCGAAUGUCGCCGGGAAUGGCGUCACGGCAAGAGCGAGAAUCACCGGACAACCUAUAUCCAACCUCUCCCCACGCCGGAAGAGGCAGCUGAGGCAGAAUUGAGACGUUCACCAUGGGUGAAUGAUAACGAAGAUGAAGACGAAGACGAGAACGAGAACGAGAAUGACAAUCUCAAAGAUAUCUCAGAUCACGAUACGCAUGGCCAAACCUUUGACCAGCGACCUGAAAAGCGGCUGCGCCGCAACUACCACGCCGAAUACGAGCACACGCAUGACCAAAACAACCGACAAGAAUUUAUCGCCGCGCGCACCAAGUACCGCAGUUAUCACCUCUCCGCGGCAACAUUCAUAGAUCUGGUCAACGAUCCCGCCCCGGAGGCAGACGGACUUCGAUCCCGCGAUCGGAUUCGACUACGAACAGUCUCACGCAAACGAAAGUGUCCCGUCGACGAAGAAGGAACCGGCCUCUUAUUCAAGCACACCCAGACCGAAGCAGACGGCCGACCAGUCGAGGGGUCAGAGGAACAAUUUUCCUGUCGUGGCGUCCACCUUUGGCCAGCGGAGGAUUCACCGAGUGAACUCACCCACCUUCUUUGCCCCGACACACGCGCUGGAACCGUACAUGCUAUUUCCGAUGAGCGCUCUCUUCUAUAUUCAAUCUCUUCUCCGGGUCUACCACUUGGUAACCAGGCUUUGAUUCUGAUCAGUUUUGAUCCUAAGAUCCGAUUUCCUAACCUUCCUACCCUGCGCUCGUUGAAGACGCCGGUUGUGGGCGACAUCUUUCCAGUCGAUAUCCCUGCCCCUGGGCCUUCUUCUAGUGGCUCGCUUAUACGUGAGGCAAGACCUCUUUACCAGGCUAUUGGUCGUGGAUAUUGGCUGCGAUGA